AUGCCGCGCCGGCCACCGGUAUACGACGACUACGGCACUGCCGUGCGUGAGAUUAUUCUGGCUACGUCAGACUCCGACUUUGUCGACCAACUGAUUCCCGUUCUUAAAGAUGCGACUGUCAACAACCGGACAGCAGGUCUGAACCAGAGCCUUGCACAAUACGUGGACGACAGAGAAUCCGAAAUCGAGAACAUCGGGCUCACCAAACAUGAAGAAUUCCUCGGAUCCGUGAACCAGCUGCAGAAAGUGCGGGAGGGCACGGUGGCUCUGACGGCCGAGAUCCUGGAGCUAAACCAGUCCAUCCAGGCGAGCACGGAGAAGCUGGCCAAGCAGAAACAGAACUUAGUCGACACGCGGGGGGUGCGACAGAAUAUUGCCGAUGUGUCGGACGCCCUAAACGAAUCACUCAAGAUCCUGCACGCUGUGAACAAUGCACACGAGCUGGUUCGCAAGAAGAAAUACUAUGGGGCGCUCAAGUCGUUGGAGGACCUGCAGAACGAGCACCUGGUGCCGAUCAUCCAGAACAAGUAUGCCACGCAACAUCAGCUGGCAGACCUGAUCCAGAAGUCGAUCCCGGCAUCGCAAAAGACCAUCUCAGAGGCCGUCAUGAACGACCUGAACACCUGGCUGUUCCGUGUCCGUGAGACGUCGCAGUUCCUGGGCGAGGUUGCCUUUUACCACACCGAUACCCGGAGAACCCGCAUGAGGGAGCGCGUGGAGCAGAACGAGUUCCUGAAGCACUUCAGGCUCAACUCGGCAAUCGAGCUGGUCUUUGACGAGAGCGAGGAGUUUGAUGUGCUGGAUAACGAGGAGGUACGGGUGGACUUUACGCCCUUGUUCGAGGCUCUUCACAUCCAUGAGGCCCUUGGCAAGAGCGACCGGUUCCGUGCCGACUACGCAGCCACUCGGCGCCAGCAGAAGGAUCUCCUGAUGCCGUCAUCGGUGAACCUGGAAAACGACGACGCCGACUCCUCGCUGAGCAGCCUGCUCGAGGGCAUUUCGGGCUUUGCCAUCAUCGAAAAGGCAACUAUGCGGCGCCUUCCGCAGCUGCGGUCGUCUGUCGAUGUGGACGAGCUGUGGGAUUCCAUGUGCCAGACGGCCAUCAGCCUGAUCGCGAAGGCUCUCAAGGACGUGGGCAAUGCCGAGGUGCUCCUCAAGGUCAAGGGCAUGAUUGCCCUGUUCAUACAGACCAUGGAAGGCUGGGAUUACUCCAUCACCAUGCUGGACAACUUCUUGCUGAAGCUGUUUGACAAGUAUGCCGAGCUGCUGAAGCGGCGUUUUAGCGAGGACUUCCAGGAGAUCGUGUCCACGGAUGAUUACAUGCCCAUGACGAUCAACUCCUUGGAGGAGUAUGAGAAGGUCGUCAAUGUCAGCUGGUUUACGCAGGACAAGCCCUUGUCGGAGUUGACGUUUCCCUGCGUCUUGCCCUUCUCGCAGAUGUAUCCUCUAUGCUGCAUCGACAUUCGGAAUUUCCUCAACCAAUUCUACUUUUUCUCUGAUGACCACUUUCAGCAUGCGAGUAUUAUCGACGACACGCUUCGCAAGUCACUGGAUGUACUCUUAAAUGAGAAAAUCUGCCAGUCUCUUGUAGAGCGUCUGAGCUCGCAAUACCUGGGCCAGAUCGUGCAAAUUCUCAUCAAUUUGGAGCACUUCGAGACGGCUUGCCAGGAGCUCGAGCAGUUGCUGAUUCGAGCACGGUCAUCCACUUCAGCCGGCGGGCCUGCCACCUUAACAGCGACAGAGCAGUUCCGCAGCAAUAAGAAGACGGCCGAGAAACGUAUCUUUGAGUUGGUGAACUCCAAGAUUGACGAUCUCGUGGAUACAGCCGAGUACGACUGGAUGGCCCAUACGGCGCAGACAGAGCCCAGCGGUUAUAUCCAGACCCUGACGCGCUACCUCUCGAACAUCAUGAACUCAACGCUGCUCAGCCUGCCACGGGAAAUCAAGGAGUUGAUUUAUUUCGAUGCCCUCAGCCAUGCCGCGGACAAGAUCUUGAACCUCCCACUCUCACCCGACGUCAAACACAUCAACCCCAACGGUGUAGCUGCUAUGGCGAACGAUGUCCAGUCCCUGACAGAAUUUGUCGGCAGCCUGGAGAAUGCUUUUAUGCUGGAACAAAACCUAGACGAGCUGCAGCAGACGGUAGCCCUGAUGCAGACCGACAACACAGACGAGUUUUACGAUAUCACAACACGAAACCGGAAGUACGGGAGAGUCAAUGCCCAAAAUGGGGCGAUCUUACUAGAAAAGCUGACACACACGGUAGAAGGCCCGAAUCGGGCAGCCCAGGCAGCCCAGGGACUGGCAAACUUCUCGUCCCGAUUCGGUCGGCGGUAG
This is a messenger RNA of Grosmannia clavigera kw1407, 2337 nucleotides long. RefSeq names its product exocyst complex component. Lineage: Eukaryota; Fungi; Ascomycota; Sordariomycetes; Ophiostomatales; Ophiostomataceae. The record is from RefSeq and is a predicted model, not a curated record. The transcript has 5 exons. Gene Ontology annotation, cellular component: membrane; exocyst. Gene Ontology annotation, biological process: intracellular protein transport; exocytosis; Golgi to plasma membrane transport. The coding region runs from base 1 to 2337 and encodes 778 amino acids.